UUGUGAGCCAAAAACGCCCACUUUUUUCGGAUUUUGCCUCUUUUUUUGUGCGUUUAAACGCGUUUUUCAAAAGUUUUGUCUGCUUGGGUAUUUCAAGAUUAUUUUUUCUCUUGCAUUAUUUCCUAUUUGAUAAAAUUUAGUGUACGUCAUGCUCAAUUACAAGUCAAUGAUGAAUUAAUGGCACAACGUGUUGAAAAAGUUGCACAACGUAGAGUUGAAGAACGAAAUGAAAAAAUAAAAAGUGCACGAAAAACGCGUUUUGAUUUAAAAUCAAAUCCAUUUUUUUCUCGACCGUCUGAUAGUAUAACAAAAGAAUUUGUACGUUUACAACAAGAACAACAAGAACAAAUUCAACAACAAAAAGUUCUUAUUACUUCUCCAACACAUAUAAUAGAUUCAUCACAAAUAAAUAAUAAUCAAAAAUCAUUAAUAUCAAAUACACAAUCAUUAAUUAAUCUUGAUGGAAAAUCAACUAGUCCAAAAAUAAUAAAAAGAACAAAAAAAUUAGUCGAUUCAACUGACGAUGAUGAAAGUGGAACGCCAGAAGCAAGACUUGUUGAAACAAAUUCAAAUAUUCGUAAUAAUUUAUAUCAAACAUUAUCAAAUACAAUAAAACGAUCAUCUAUUAAAUCAGCAUCAAAUCGUUCUAUAAUAACAACUGAUACAAUUGUAGUUGGAUCAGUUCAAAAACUAAAAAUGAUAUUUCCUUUGAGUUAUAAAACAAAAUAUCGACAUUUAUUUUUAUUAGAUAAAAUUGCUUAUAUUUAUAUUCAACUUGUUAUUAUGCUUGGACAUAAAACAAUGACCGGUGGACAAUUUCGCAAUUUUGCAAAUAUAUGUGGAAUUAUUAAUGAAACAAUUACGGCACCAACUAUUGAUAUACUUUAUUAUCAAAUAUUGCGAAAAUGGCAACAAUUUAUUUUACGCAAUUCUUCAACAGGUAGAAUAUUAAAAAUUAUAUUUCAUAAAUGA
Molecule: messenger RNA, 972 nt
Organism: Rotaria sp. Silwood2
Lineage: Eukaryota; Metazoa; Rotifera; Eurotatoria; Philodinida; Philodinidae
Source: the annotation of a GenBank genome assembly